AUGUUGAAUGGAGACGAUUUACACAUGGCAAUUGAUGUUGUCAACGAUCAGCAAUUGAUGCCAAUGCUCUCAAACUAUCAUACCACUCAACAUUUCACGGACACGUUGAGUUACACCGCUAGUAACAAUAAUACUAACAGUGACAAUAUUGAUGGUGUUAAUAAUGAUAACAAUAAUGAUGAUGAUUUGAGUAAUAUAUACAGGCAUCAUAGAACAAUACGAUUUGUCAGAAGGAGGAAGCGUUUUGCUACAGCUCAAACAUCACGAUGGGAUAAGAUGACAUCGGAUAAUGUCCUCAAAUUGAAAUGGUACAUCAGCAGGUACACACGUGAUAUGCCUCGUUCUGAAAUCAGGUAUUUUAUUUAUUAA
Messenger RNA from Cercopithifilaria johnstoni, 369 nucleotides. NCBI's taxonomy places the organism in Eukaryota, Metazoa, Nematoda, Chromadorea, Rhabditida, Onchocercidae. The record is from the annotation of a GenBank genome assembly.